AUGUGCGGAGUUUUCGGUUGCCACAGGCACCCCAAUGUGCAUCAAUUCAGGCCAACUGCUCUGCGGAUGGCAAGAGCCAUCCGGCACCGUGGCCCUGACUGGACUGGCACCUACACACAGAACAACUCCAUUCUCGUACACGAACGUCUUGCCAUCAUCGGUAUCGAGAAUGGCGCACAGCCUCUUACCAACGCAGACCAGUCGGUUGCUGCCAUCGUGAACGGCGAGAUAUACAAUCACCGUGAGCUGCGGAAGAGCUUCGAGGGUCUCUACGAAUUCCAGACCAAUUCAGACAGCGAGGUCAUCAUUCCAUUGUACCUGAAAUAUGGUCUUCACAUGGCAGAACACCUCGACGGAAUCUUCUCAAUCAUCCUCUACGACCGUAACCUUGAUCGCCUAAUCGCAGCCCGGGAUCCUAUCGGGGUCAUCAGCCUGUACCAGGGACUCGAUACGACAUCCCCCGAUUCAGUCUACUUCGCAUCCGAGCUCAAGAGUUUGCACCCAGUGUGCGAUCACAUUGCACCAUUCCCGCCUGGCCACAUGUACGACUCUCUCACGGGAAGUAUGACUCAAUACUAUCGACCGCAGUGGCUCAGCAAUGCCGAUUUUGUGCCCACAACGCCCACCGACUACAAGCUCCUUCGAUCUCUGCUCAGCAAAGCCGUCGAACGACAGCUCAUGUCAGAAGCUCCAUCGGGCGUACUGCUCUCUGGAGGUCUUGACUCUAGCCUGAUUGCGUCGAUAGCACAGCGUAUGACUUCAGAACGUGGAGGCGAGAGACUUCACUCGUUCUCGAUCGGGCUUGAGAAUGCGCCCGAUCUUGCUGCAGCCCAGAAAGCCGCCGAAUACAUCGGCACAAAACACCAUACCUUCACUUUCACGGUAGAGGAGGGACUCGAGGCGAUCAGCGAUGUCAUCCAUCACCUGGAAACGUUCGACGUGACCACCAUCCGAGCAUCGACCCCGAUGUACCUCCUCAGCCGCAGGAUCAAGGCGCUGGGCAUCAAGAUGGUCCUCUCUGGAGAGGGAUCCGAUGAGAUGUUUGGCGGUUACCUCUACUUCCACAAUGCACCGGAUAGCCAUUCAUUCCAGCUCGAGUUGUCCCGACGAAUUCAGAACCUGCAUUUGGCCGACUGCCUGAGAGCCAACAAGUCAACGGCAGCCUGGGGUGUUGAGGCUCGAGUGCCAUUCCUCGAUACGAACUUCUUAGAUGCGGUGAUGGAGAUCGACCCAGCCGACAAGAUGAUCAAGCCCGGCCGGAUGGAGAAGUACAUUCUCCGGAAGGCUUUCGACACCUCGGACGAGCCUGAUGUCAAGCCAUUCCUUCCCGACAGCAUUCUUUGGCGUCAGAAAGAACAAUUCAGUGACGGUGUUGGAUAUAAUUGGAUCGAUGGUAUCAAGGAUAGAGCGGCUUUGGUGGUUACGGACGAGAUGAUGCGAAAUCCGAAGCCAGAAUGGAAAUCAGAUGUCCCUGACACCAAAGAGGCGUAUUGGUUCCGCUGCAUGUUUGAUGAGCACUUUCCGGAGCACUGCGCAAGUACUGUCGCGAGGUGGACGCCAACUUGGAGUAAAGAGACUGAUCCGAGUGGAAGAGUAAUUGGCGCCCACUUGGACUCGACUCUUGCUAGCGGUUAAUGCCGAUCGGUCUUUAUCAUGAAAUAAAAGUACGUC
Dissoconium aciculare CBS 342.82 is the source of this 1671-nucleotide messenger RNA. Its product is annotated as glutamine-hydrolyzing asparagine synthase. The record is from RefSeq and is a predicted model, not a curated record. Gene Ontology annotation, molecular function: asparagine synthase (glutamine-hydrolyzing) activity. Gene Ontology annotation, cellular component: cytosol. Lineage: Eukaryota; Fungi; Ascomycota; Dothideomycetes; Mycosphaerellales; Dissoconiaceae. The transcript has 8 exons. The coding region runs from base 1 to 1635 and encodes 544 amino acids.